UGCAUCAAUAGAAGGUAGCCUCUGAUUUGGCACCGUUGUUAUACGCAGAAUAAAAUGGAAGAUUCCAGCUGUGAACAUUCUACUAGAGAACUGUGUGCUGGGUAUCCUGGGAAGGAGAUGGACUGUACAGAACACCCUGGGAAGGAGAUGGACUGUACAGAGCACUCUGGGAAGGAGAUGAACCAUUCUGGGAAGGAGAUAUAUCCUAAUGGACACUCUGGAAAGAAGAUUGACAGCGGGGAGACCCAGACAACAGACGUGGGCCUGCAGCAGGAAACGUGUGAUGUGAACUUUCCCCAACCUGACAAAAAAACAACAUCACAGGUACAGGAGAGCAGAAGCAAUGUGGGAAGGCAUGUGGUAAAACACACCGUUGAGAAACCCUACAUGUGUGGGGAGUGUGGGUACAGGACGGCUAAACGGUCUAACUUAUCCCGACAUACGAGAACCCAUACAGGCGAGAAACCGUACAAGUGUGACCAGUGUGACUUUACUGCAGCACGGAAAUCCAAUUUGGACCUACACCAAAGAAAACACACCGGUGAGAACACCUACAUGUGUGGGGAGUGUGGGUACAGGACAGCUUUUAAGGGUGCAUUAUCCAGACAUAUGAGAACCCACACAGGAGAAAAACCCCACAAGUGUGAUCAGUGCGACUAUUCUGCAAUACAGAAAUCCGACUUGGACAAUCAUCUAGCAACACACACUGGUGAGAAACCUUACAUGUGUGAGGAGUGUGGGUACAGGGCUGCUAGAAAGUCUAACUUAUUCCAACACAUGAAAGCACACACAGGAGAAAAACCCUACAAGUGCGACCAGUGUGACUAUUCUGCUACACAGAAAUCCAAACUGGUACAGGAGAGCAGAGGCAGUAUGGGAAGGCAUAUGGUUAAACACAUGGGUGAGAAACCCUACAUGUGUGGGGAGUCAGACUACACCACUUUGAACAAUCAUCAAAAAAAGCACACUGGUGAGAAACCCUACAUGUGUGGGGAGUGUGGUUUUAGAACAACUCGAAAGUCUAUAUUGUCGGCACAUAAAGAUACCUUGGACGCCCAUGUAGCAACCCACACUGGUGAGAAACCCUACACGUGUGAAGAGUGCGGGCACAAUUAG
Branchiostoma floridae (Florida lancelet) is the source of this 1116-nucleotide messenger RNA. RefSeq names its product zinc finger protein 525-like. Gene Ontology annotation, cellular component: nucleus. NCBI's taxonomy places the organism in Eukaryota, Metazoa, Chordata, Leptocardii, Amphioxiformes, Branchiostomatidae. The coding region runs from base 55 to 1116 and encodes 353 amino acids. The record is from RefSeq and is a predicted model, not a curated record. Gene Ontology annotation, biological process: regulation of transcription by RNA polymerase II. Gene Ontology annotation, molecular function: RNA polymerase II transcription regulatory region sequence-specific DNA binding; DNA-binding transcription factor activity, RNA polymerase II-specific. The transcript is spliced from 6 exons.